CAAAAAGAUGAAGAAAAAGAAGUGCAAUUCCUAGAUGCAUAUUUUUGAUGUAAAAUUUACGUGUUUUUUUUAUAAUUGAAGCAUAAGCAAGUUGUAUAAAUAGUUUAAUACUGUUUUUAAUACUUAUUAAACACUCAACGUUACUUUAAUUUUACGUGGAAUAGCAUCUUUUACUCAAAAAUGGCUACCAAAGAAAUUAUUGAAGUCGGUUCGUCCGAUGAAGAAGCCGAACCCCCGCCAAAAAAGAAGAAACCUGAAAGGAAGCCAGUUCCAAAUGCUAUGGUGCACAUACCGUCACGACUUCCUGGGAUUUCUAUAAAACCAGCAAAGAAGACUGCUAGUAAUUCUUCACAAAAUAUUCCAACUAAAAUAGUGAACAAAAACAAUACCCAGAAGGUAUACACUAUUCCAAAAAUGGUUGGUGGUGGUUCAAAAUCGAAUGUAUUCAUAAAUCCAUUAGUGAACAAACUAAAAAGUAAUUCCAUAACUGUAAAAAAAGCACCAGUACCAAAUACGGUAGUAUAUUUCAAAGAUCCCCUUGUACCAAAACAACAACCCAUUACAAAAACAUCUCAUGCUGUUAUUAAAAUUCCAAAUCAAAACAGAAACAACUUACCAAGUGUACAAAUAAAGAGUGUGCAAUCUCAAGGGCAAAAACAUGCAGGUGCAAGUGUUUUGAGUAAUUUGCCUUCUAGUAUUACCAUUAAAAAGGCUUCACCUACGAAAUCAAUAAUUAAUUUGCCUGCUAAGACACCUGUUACACAAAAAAGGAAAAAAAAUAAACCAAAACUGCCUGUCACGGAAAUUCCAGUGGUGAACUUGGAUGAUGAAGAGGUUGCAGAACAACAGUCCACAUCUAAUCCGCAGUGGUACAUGAGGCCUGAAGAAUCACUGAAAUCCUAUCAAAACAUUGAGGAUGAUGAUAGUGCAAAUGUAAACUUUGAGGAACAGAACAAUAGAGAACCAGAAACUCCUAAAUAUGUUGAAAUUACGAUAGAAGAUAGUCCUAUAAAGCCACCCGAAAGAGGUUUUAACGAAAUAGGAAAGGAACUUCCUGUAAUAAUUGAAGACAGUCCAUAUAAGAAUAAAUCCAAUGACGAAAUAAAUCAUGGUAAAAUAAGGGAAGAUCCACAUAGUAGAAAAAAACUUAAUUAUCCACAGGAAUCACAAGGUAUACGGCAAGUUGUGGAAAUUGAAAUAGACCCAAUAGCCACAUCAAAUAUUUUAACAGAAAACAAUGAGGACAAAUCUGAGGAUCACCCAAAAGAGCAGAACGAACAUAAAACUGAUGAAAAAUGUGAAACGACAUCACAAAGUCUAAAAGUACAAGAACAGGAAUUUAUUCCCACAUAUCAGAAGUUUAUUGACACAUGUUUUGAAAUAGAAAAUUCAGAUGAUAUGAAAAAGAUUGUUGAGAAAAAAAUUAAGGCAUACUAUAAACAGUGUCCAAAGGAAUAUGUGGAAUCAGAAGAAUUUAUAGAUAUGGUUGCGAGCAAAACUGCAUCCAUAAAAGCGGGACCAGACAAAAUGUACCUUUUCAUUAAAGAUGUUGUGGAUGAGCUCAAUAUGCAACGGAAGCUGGCCAAGGCACAGGAGGCAAAGAAAGAAGAUGUCCCUAAAAUUGCAGAAGAAAGUUUAAUAAAGAAGGGAGAGGAAGGUGAAUAUGGCACUAAAAGAGCCAGGCAGAUACGGAAAUUGGAGAAAACCAUUAAGCAGCUACACCGGGCUAUACAAAAGUUAGAAGAACAGGAAGUAGACUUGGAUGAUGAGGAGAAUUCCAUGUAUUUACUUACAGAAAGAUAUAAAGAAAGACUAGUCCGCGUUCAUGCUAAGUUCCGUCAAAUGACUAACACAAAAAUGCCAUCAGAGCCUCGAAUAGUGAUAGAAGCUAGGCCCGGUUGCCCGCAGGGGCCUGCUAAAAAGUUGGAAAAGUUUGUGAACAAGAAGGUUCCAAUUGGUGCUCCCCUUCCUUUCCCGGACUUCCAUGACGUGCUACGCUGCGUCCGAGACGCCAACGAAGAAGAUGGAUUGGGUUGGUCGAAUUUGGAAAUGGAGGCUGAAGCACGAGAUUUGUUCGAAAGAUGUGGCAAAAAACUUAAAAGACGUAGACAAGAGAACGAAUGGAGAAUUUCAGUGGCUUCAAGGAUCCAAACUGACAACCAGGAAAAAGAUCCUGCAGAAGAUAAUGCAGAGUUAAAACGAAAGUUAUGCGAAAAUAAACUUAUUGCUGCUAAGAGGGAAUCCGAAGUCUUCAACAAAUACGCUGAUAGACAACACCAGUUGAAACUCGAACCGGAGGAAAUUGGAGAUAAGGAAGCAGAGGAAUCGGAGGCAGGUGAAAGUGAGGAGGAAGAAGCGUCAGAUUCACACUUAGCAGAUAAGGAAAAAAGAAAAGAAAUACUUAAAAAAUUAAUCCAAGACAAAAAUAAAAAGGUGUUAAGCAAAAAUGUCGAUGCUCCGCUAGAUGAUGCUGAAAGCAAAAGUCAAAAGUCGAACCCAGCAGAACAAAGCGAUGUUAAUGCUGCUAGCGCAAAUGAAAACAGUUCAGAAAGUGAAAUACAAAAAGUAUCGCUUGUCGAUAGUGAGAAUUUAAAUAGUAAUGAUGUAAUAGAUAUCGAUUCAGAUGAAGACGAGCUUCAUCUUUUGCAAAGAUUACGUUUCGAAGACGAGAGAGUCACCUCAUCGUCUGAUUCUGACUCGACCAUCGCAAUAUCAGAUUCUUCGGAAUCUGACAGUGAUGGUGAAACUGAUAAAAUCGUAUGCAGUGACAUUAUAAGUAUAGAGAAUUCUAGCUAUUCUGAAUCAGAGGCAUUACCGGAAGAAGUUGAUGGAUUAUCGAAUGUUGCGAUAGAAGUAAAUAGCAAUGCUAAUCAAGAUUCCAUAGCUGACCUCCCGGAAGAUACUACACUUGUAGACGAAAGUAAUGGUGACAAAAGUAACAAUUGCGAAUCUAUGGAAAAUAUCUUCCUAGAAUCUUCAGAAGAAGAUACCAUUACAGAGAAACAUGUGGCCUUAGGAGAGAUUCAAACAUGUGCGAAUUCGAAUGAUGAUGUGUUAUCUUUACCAGAGACUGUUUUAGAAGGUGACAACGAUCUCAAUAACGAUGUAGAUAAUAUGGAUAAAGAUGUAGAUAAUACAGUGAAUGAAAGUGAAGUAGGGGCAAGUAAUAACAAAGAAGAAAUUCAACCAACAAACGGUGAUUGUAUUGAACCCAAAGAUGCGAGUGAGCAAGCCACUUCAAAUGAUAAUGUUGCCGCGCCUGAAAUAAACAUUAACCGAGGCAAAGAAGUAAAUAUAGAUAAUAUAGUAGGUGAAGUACAAGAGAAGGCAUAAGAAACGACUGGUUCUAGAAGUGAAAAAAAUGACACGGAAAUCACAGUGUAAAUAUUGAGAAGAAAUAUUUAAACUCAAACAAAUUAUACAUUAAGAAUGUAUCUAAUGCUGCUACUUUAAUUGUGAAGCUGCUUAUUAAAGCACUGCUAAGAAUAAAGUAUGUUAAGGUGUAUAAUAUUAUGUUGAAAAGGGCAAACUAAUAAACUUGAUACAAGAUAUAAGGGGCUUAAAUAAUUGGCUCGAAGACUGAAAAAUUGUAUUGGUUGCAAUCAGUGCAAUUGUAGUAAUGUGCUGUAUAAAAAUUUCUUUAUUCUCCAAGUGCAUUUAUAAAAUAUGGAACCGUGUACUAUCAGAGAAAUUGAUUCGUGAGCAGAUACCUACCUAUUUUGGUCGCAUUUGUCAAACCCAGCCGACUUAUAUUAAGUUGACAUAUUCCGACCAAACACCGUAGGUCCGUCAACUGCAUACGAACCAAUUUCUUCUAUGGUAGACCAAUCGAAGUAUUCAGUAGGUACAGUUACUUUUACCUGAAAACAUAGGGACAGUUACGUGUCAAAUAUUUAUCUUUUUUUUAUAUAGGGCAAGUUUUUUAACUAAGCAAUUUAACCAGUAUUACCGGCCAGUGCCCAUACUGUUAAUUGACACUGAUAUAUACAGGGUGUAACAAAAACAA
Messenger RNA from Aricia agestis (brown argus), 4006 nucleotides. RefSeq names its product titin-like. The transcript has 6 exons. Gene Ontology annotation, molecular function: histone binding. The record is from RefSeq and is a predicted model, not a curated record. Bases 181 to 3333 code for a protein of 1050 amino acids. Lineage: Eukaryota; Metazoa; Arthropoda; Insecta; Lepidoptera; Lycaenidae.